Messenger RNA from Caenorhabditis angaria, 807 nucleotides. The record is from the annotation of a GenBank genome assembly. Lineage: Eukaryota; Metazoa; Nematoda; Chromadorea; Rhabditida; Rhabditidae.
AUGUCAAAAUCGAUUCGUUUCUUUUUCGAUGUUAUUUCUCCAUACAGUUAUUUCGGAUUUUCCGUGAGUUGCUUUUCUUGAAUACAGAAUUUUAAUGAUUUCUUUUCUAGGGGAUCACAAAACAGAAAAAUCUAUGGAAAACUCCAAUUGAACUCAAGCCAAUUUUAUUCGGUGGAAUUGUAAAAGGAUCGGGGAAUAAAGGAAUGCCGCUUGCUAUUCCUGUCAAAGAAAAAUAUAUGAAAAAAGAUCUACCAUUCUCUGCUCAAUAUUGGGGAAUUCCAUUCAGAAUGCCAAAGGAUUAUACAAAAUUAAUGAUGACAACAAGUUCAAUUGUUCCGCAAAAAUUUUUGGUUGCAACAAAAAUUCGAGAUGGAGAGGUUAGUAAACUUUUGAAAUAUGGAACUCUGAAUUCUAUUUCAGGAUAAAAUGAUUGAAUUGACAAGUGCACUUUGUCACAGAUUUUAUGCCUACAAUAAGCCGAUUUUUACAAUCGAACAAGUUGAGGAAGUUUUGCGAGAUUUACAAAUUUCAAAUUCUGAAGAACUUGUCAAACUUUCGAAAUCUGAUGAAGUCAAGGAAGUUUUGAAACAAAAUACCAAAGAAGCAUUGGAUAAUGGGGUAUUUUCACUUUGUUUUUUUUUCACAAAAAAUAUUUUUCAAUUUCAAUUUUUCCAGUGUUUUGGUGCUCCUUGGACACAUAUAAUUGAUGAUUCGACUGGAAAUGUUAUUCAGACUGUGUUCGGAUCUGAUCGUUUUCCACAAAUCGCGCAUUUUGUUGGCGAAGAAUUCCACGGCCCCAAAAAUUGA